CUGCGUCUGGAGAAGAACGGCGGUGGUGUUUCACCAUGGGACUUUUACUCAGCCGGAUUCAGAGUGCUUUGCAGAGCUUCUAUGGGACGGAGGCUCGGAUUCUCCUGCUGGGCCUGGAUGCAGCUGGCAAAACCACCCUCCUCUAUAAGCUGAAGCUGAACGAAACCGUCACGACCAUUCCCACCAUCGGCUUCAAUGUGGAAACGAUUCAGCCCAUCAACAACGUCUCUUUCACCAUGUGGGAUGUGGGUGGUCAAGACCGGAUCAGAGUCCUGUGGAGGCAUUACCAUCCCAACUCAGAUGGGCUGGUCUUCGUGGUGGACAGUGCAGAUUGCACUCGCUUUGAGGAGGCCAAGUCCGAGUUGGAAGCCCUGCUGGAGACCAAGGACUUGCAAGACGUGCCCGUAGUGCUGCUGGCCAACAAGCAAGACUUGCCUGGAGCGUUGCCCCCCCCUAGAAGUGGCCGAAAAAAUGGGGCUGAGGAAACUGCGAGGGCACCGGUGGCAUGUGCAGGGCUGUUGUGCUGUGAACGGAGAUGGAAUCCCUGAGGCCAUGUGGAAGCUGUCUGAGAUGGUCAAGGUGUAUCGCAAAGCCCAGGGUAAAUAGUCAAUUGGGGAGGCAUAUAAAGACCCCCAUGUUGCAUGGAGGAAACAAGACAUCCUGCUAAUCAAUUGCUUCUUCUGGCUGAGAUGCCCUGGAGAUGCCUUCAUCUGUGCAAGGUCUAUAUGGGACUCUGUACUGCUUAUCCAGUGCUGCCAUGGGAUUUGAGAGAAGGUGCACAUGCCUUAAUGUGCUUCUUGGACACUGAACAUGGUAUGCUGUUGAACUAUUCACAGGGCUUUUGUGAUCUGUUGUCUGGACGGAUAAAGGCAUUCUCUUAAUUCAGAAUGUUUCUUAUGGGCCAACAUUGCUGCUUUCCCUUUUGUUCAACACAUCAUUAACCAAAACGAAAAUUCCUGGACUUUAAAACUUGAAUAAUCAGCCGCACCACUAUAAUCUCUGGAUCCUAGGUUAUUUGAGUGCUUCUGUAAUAUAAAGUUGAUCAUUUUCCAUUCUACUUCGCACUUGUUUAUUGGAAAAGCCCUUCUUUUUCCUCUUAAUUUGUAC
Molecule: messenger RNA, 1107 nt
Organism: Podarcis lilfordi (Lilford's wall lizard)
Lineage: Eukaryota; Metazoa; Chordata; Lepidosauria; Squamata; Lacertidae
Source: the annotation of a GenBank genome assembly